Molecule: messenger RNA, 1605 nt
Organism: Oryzias latipes (Japanese medaka)
Lineage: Eukaryota; Metazoa; Chordata; Actinopteri; Beloniformes; Adrianichthyidae
Biological process (GO): response to bacterium
Source: RefSeq, a predicted model, not a curated record
CAUACCCACUUCCUUCUCUCAGAACUUAACUGGCACUGUUCAAAGACAGACUGAAAGAACAAAAGGUGUAGUCCUAUUGAGUACAGAAUGAUGGGCUUGACCUCAAUACUGUCUUUUCUCUGCAGCUUCAGUUUGAUCUGUGUGUCACUGUCUGAGUUUGUCGUCGUAGAGGUUCAGCUUGGAGGAGAAGUCUCACUGCUGUGCUCCAACCUCAGUAACAUCAUGUCCAACAUUUUCUGGUUCAAGUCGGCCAAAAGAUCCAACACCACCCGCAUCGCAUCUAUGCCCACUGCUGAGUCCAAUGCUACAGUUCUGGAAGAUUUUAAAAAUGGAAGAUUCCACAUGUCCUCCAACACCACCCAUGUUUUCCUGAACAUCAAGGAGUUUAAUAUCUCUGACUCUGGACUGUAUUUCUGUGGAUUGAACACAAUUAAUUACAAUUUUGAUGCAACAUUUCUGCAAGUAGAAGAAACACCUGCCUUUAAUCUGGUGGUUGGAAUCCUUGGAAGUGUAAUUUUUGUUCUUGUGAUGGUCAUCAUCUUUCUGCCGGUCAAAAUCAAAUCUUUUCAGAAAGCUCCGUCUGAGCGCCAGCACAGAGAGAGCCUGGAAUCCAACGUUCGAUACUAUGCAGCCCUGACAUUCCAGCCAAAACCUGAAACCCAAAGCAUAUCUGUAUAUAAAACCGAUUCAGAUCUGUGUUUUUGGUCUUAGUGUUGUACAUGCAUGUUGAUUUCCUGUUAGUUGGACUGGGCUCUGAUGUGUUGAAGCAUUGAGAAUGUUUAUUUCUUCAGCCAUUAGGGUUAAUAGUAGUGGAACUAACACAACUUCUCUUUGAGAAAAUACAAAUGAUGCAGGCUCCAAGAAAAGGGCAAAUAUGUCAGCAAAAACAGCAAAAAGUCACCUGCUGCUGUUUUGAACAAUAUUUCCUGUGGAGAUGGAAAAUAUGCUACACAUCACAACUAAAUUGGCAACACUGUGAGUUUUGACUAUUUAUCAUUGUUUUGUCAUUUUAGCUAAGUAUUCAUGUUAGUGAGCUUUUUGUCUGACCUCAGCUCUAUUUAAAUUACCAGCAGACGGUCAACUCAGGGUUUAAUAACAAGCACUGAUUCCAUACGUGUAUGUGAGAAAAACAUCUUUAGAAUCAGUAAUGUAUGACACAAAGGGUCAGGACAAAUCACAAGGAAAAUCUGAUUCCGACCCCAGGCUGAGCUUUUGUGCACUGCUUAAGUCAAUGUCCAUACAUUCAGGAAAAUACUGCAUAGAAUUGUUCUUGUCAGUUUCUUCUGCAGCCCUGUAUCUCCUGUCUGACGAAACACCUCUGCACAUUUAGCAGAAAGUAAACCCUGAUCCACACGUUGCAUUGAUCGCCUGAGUGUUCGCUCUUCUUUUGUAUAGGUUUGUGGUUAAAACUGCAGUCUGUUCUGGAAAGAACCUACUGCAUGGCACCGACCCAGAUUUCUUUUGUGUCAUGCUCCACAUACCAAAAGCGUCCACACAUACAAGCACAUACAUACAAAAGAAAACAGACACACAGUCACACUCAAAAAGGUGCUUAUGCCUCAUGUUAAUGAAUCUCUGUAAAGUGAACAUAUUUCAUUGUUUUCA